This is a messenger RNA of Fundulus heteroclitus (mummichog), 1597 nucleotides long. It is a transcript of the gene trip13, whose product is annotated as thyroid hormone receptor interactor 13. NCBI's taxonomy places the organism in Eukaryota, Metazoa, Chordata, Actinopteri, Cyprinodontiformes, Fundulidae. Gene Ontology annotation, molecular function: ATP binding; ATP hydrolysis activity. The record is from RefSeq and is a predicted model, not a curated record. Gene Ontology annotation, cellular component: chromosome; nucleus. Gene Ontology annotation, biological process: reciprocal meiotic recombination; meiotic recombination checkpoint signaling. The coding region runs from base 154 to 1422 and encodes 422 amino acids. The transcript is spliced from 14 exons.
ACUCUGUUGUAGUUCCGGUGUUAAAAACCAGCGCGCCGAGUUUAAGUUGUCGGCUUUUUUUCUCACACUUUGUCGGUAGUUUUAUAAGCAACAGAAAAUUUGACCGACCCAAAUAUUCGACUUGACAACACAGCUGCUCUUAGCAGCGCAAGGAUGGAAGGCGACGGGAUGGAGGUGGCGGCGUUACAGCAGAUCCACGUAGAGGUGCACGUAAAAUCUGUCAGCACAGCUAAACUGUCUGACGUGAGGAUGCACGUUCAGGCGCUGCUGAAUCGCCACAACAUGGUUUUUGGAAACUACAGAUGGACCGAGUUUGACGAAGAGUUUCUGCGUAAGCAUGUGGAAUCUGUGGCCAUUGUCGAUCUGGAGGAAAUGAUAACACAGCCCAUCGACUUAAAGAACUGCGACGUCUCCUUUUAUGUCUUCACUCUGAAUGAGGAAGGACCCAGCAUGCUCAAUUUGGAGGAGGAGGAGGAACUUUCGGCCGCCAAUCACUGGCUGCUGCCAGCAGCGGAAUUUCAUGGGAUCUGGGAAAGUCUUGUAUACGAGGACGGCGUGAAAGCCAAGCUUCUGGAUUACGUCACAACAACAAUUUACUUCUCAGAUAAAAACGUCGACAGCAACCUGAUUUCCUGGAACCGCGUCGUGCUUCUUCACGGACCUCCGGGCACGGGGAAAACGUCGCUCUGCAAAGCUCUUGCCCAGAAACUGUCAAUCAGGCUGUCAAGUCGGUAUUCUUAUGGCCAAUUUGUGGAGAUAAACAGUCACAGUUUGUUCUCGAAAUGGUUCUCAGAGAGCGGUAAGCUGGUCACAAAGAUGUUCCAGAAAAUCCAGCAACUGAUCGAGGACAAAGAGGCCCUUGUGUUUGUUUUGAUUGAUGAGGUGGAGAGUCUGACAGCAGCCAGGAACGCCAGCCAGGCAGGAACGGAGCCAUCCGACGCCAUCCGAGUGGUCAACUCGGUCCUCACGCAGCUGGAUCAGAUCAAACGGCAUCCCAACGUGGUCAUCCUAACCACGUCCAACGUGACAGAGAAGAUCGACUUGGCGUUUGUGGACCGAGCUGACAUCAAGCAAUACAUCGGACCUCCGUCGGAGAAAGGCAUCUAUAACAUCUACCUGUCCUGUCUGGAGGAGUUGAUGAAGUGCCAGAUCAUCUACCCCAGGCAGCAGCUGUUCACCAUGUACGAGCUGGAAACUAUGGGCUUUGCUAAGAGCGAGGUGUCUGAGCACAGUCUGAAGCUGAGGAACAUUGCUGUAAAAAGCAAAGGUCUCAGUGGAAGAGCACUCAGGAAAUUACCCUUUCUAGCCCAUGCCCUCUUUAUAAAGACACCAGCAGUAACUCUUGAAAAGUUCCUGGAGGCGAUGUGGCGAACGGUGGAUAAACUGCGGGAAGAAGAGGAUAAUCUGAUCAAUAGUGUUUGAAAGCAUUACAAAGGCACCAAGCUGAUGCAUCAGUGUUCACAAGUUGUCGAUCUCUCAGUCCUGUCAGUGUUUAAAAAGUCUCAUCGGUUCAGUUGGCAGCACUUUAAUUCAUCUGGAAAAAAAGGAUGCAAAUCUGUUAUCUAAAAUAUUGCUUUAAUAAAUCCUAUUUGUACCA